This is a messenger RNA of Arctia plantaginis, 546 nucleotides long. The record is from the annotation of a GenBank genome assembly. NCBI's taxonomy places the organism in Eukaryota, Metazoa, Arthropoda, Insecta, Lepidoptera, Erebidae.
AUGCUCGGCCAGAUCGGCCUGGCGUUCGGCUGCGUUAACUACCUAUCCACGCCGAGCGAGAACAUCGCCGCGCCCAGACCCACCGCCGCGGCCUCGAGGCAGAGGGUACACCCGGAGGACUCGACCUCCUCGCGAGAGAAGCUGGCGAUACCGCGGCUAGCGAGCGCCGAGGACAAGACGCCGUCACCGAACGCGUUCGAUGUCACGAUACAGCCGAAAAUAUCACCGCUGCUGGCGAGCUCGUGCACUCCGACCACGGAGUCGCGCACGAUGACGCUGUACGGGUACAACGCGGCCGCCAAGCUGCCGUUCGCGUUCUCGCACGGCGCGCACGGCGCGGAGCUGGCGCGCGCCGAGCGCCGCAGUUUGCGCGUGGCGCGCCCGCCACCCGCCGCAGGUCGGAUGGUGCGCAGCGCCUCAUCGGGGGCGCCGGCUGAGCAUGCGCCGGCGCCGCCCUCCCGCCUAGUAGCUCGCGCGCACUUCGCAGGUCCGCUCGCCACCCACCGCCACCCACUUUAUCGUCCGACACUAUUUAAUAUCGCUUAA